CUCACCGCUGGGGCAUAUUUCCCCGUCUAUCUCCGUAGGUCGACACUGCAGAUAAACCCAUGCAGUUACCAUUAAUAGCGGUGUGGGAGAGUUAACUCGUCGUCUGGCAGACACCACUGAAACGUUUUUCUGGAUUUUGUAUUGACAUUAUUGGGGGACAUUUUUUGGGGGACAUUUUUUUUUUUUACCUUUCAACUCUCGUCUGUGAUAUUCUUCAAAACGGAAUCUGCUGGGCCCUCAAAGCGUGUUUGAUUUGUGCCUCGAGGAUAUCCAGGAUACAUGCGUUUUUCAUUCGCAUAAUGGAGGAUUGUCCGGUUCGUUGUUAUGCAUAUGUUAUAACGCCGUGAUUUUGGGGGUGUUUAAAUUUGUGUUUCUUGCCGUGGAUUGCAAAUUUGGAAUUUCUCUCCCAGGCGACUCAGCGAAAAGGGAAGUAGAGAGAGAGAGAGCGGGGAUCAAGACACUGCCACCUCGCUCGAUCACACCACGGGAUUUAAAUAAUUGCAUGUUCUAAAAAAGGAUAUACAUGUGGCUAUUCGGUGUUUAACCGACCCAAUCAGGUUUGCAGGAUGAGUAAAGACAGACCCAAAAGGAACAUCAUACAGAAGAAAUACGACGACAGCGAUGGGAUCCCAUGGUUAGAGGAGCGCGAGGUGAGGAAGGUGCUUUACCUUUCCCUGAAGGAGUUUAAGAACACCCAGAGGAACAAGGUGACAGAUGGCCUCGGCACAGGAAAUAUCAAUGGCUCUUUCCCACACAGCCUUGGCUGCCGAUCAGGACCAAAGGCAGGGCUACUGGCAGUCAACGGUAAAGCUGAGUGCUCACGCUGUUCGUCUCAAAGCAACGAUGGCAGCAGCGAGUAUUCAGGGGACGAUCCAGUCAGAAAGAGACCGCGGCUGCAGGCUCAGAGGAAGUUUGCCCAGUCUCAGCCCAGCUCCCCCAUUGCCACACCAGUCAAGCUGUCUGAGACCCUACUGCCCCCCAGCCCCACCUCCCCCCUCAGCGACCUCACCAGACGCAAGCCCAAGACCGAGGACUUCCUCACCUUCCUCUGUUUACGAGGCUCGGCUGCGUUGCCAGGCAACAUGGCGUACUUUGGGAGUGCCCAGGAUGAUGUGGAUCUGGAGGAUGAAGAUGAUGAGGAGGAGGAGUGUGACGACAGGAUGUCAGCUCUCAGCCACAACUCCACUUCCUGUCCGUCCUCACAGCGGAAAAACAAAACAACGCCGGGGAAGAAGGUUUCCAAUGGACAUGUUUUGAAUGGCCACUGCAGGUCCUUACGGGGGAAGGAGCUCAUCCUGAGGCCCAGAGGGAGAGAGGCUGUCCAGGCCAGAGAGAGGGCUGAGCGGGGAGAGGCCCGGAGGGAGCACCACAGGACCUCUAAAGGACCCCCAGCCAGGAACUCCGGCACCACCCACAGCCUUCGCCACAGCAGGCCCACCCAGGAGCACCCAAAGCAGGUUUCAAAAGUGAACAGGCUGUCGCGGGUAUCGUCAGCUACUGUACGCAACUCCUGUGCCAAAAAGCCCCCGGCCUCCCGAACACUGUCGUCCAGAACUGUGAAGUCCACAGCCGCAGCGCUUCCCAGGGGCCACAUCCCCUACACCAAAGCCAGACUUCUCAAAGAGGCCAAACUCACACUGGGCAAAAGAGCCUCCUCCAAAGCUCGCCAACCCGUGAAGACCCACCGCCGCCCUCACCCUCGCACACCACACUCCAACUCAGGAAAAGCCUCAAGCGGCGAUGCAAAGACUCCCAACAAACAGGAGGUACAAUCCAACAAGGCAGCCGGCGGGUGUUGCCUACAGCGAGUCAACGGGCAGCUUCACCCACGCCGAUGUGGCGGUCAGCAGGUACUGCAGGGGCGUGAGGGCGUCAGACACUCCAAGAGACGUCUGGGGCUCCCGGCUGAGGAGUGUCUGACAGAAACACCGGAGUCUUCAACGGAGGUCAAAAAGGUCAGACUGCAGGUCAACGCCCCGGAGACGCGAAGCAGCAGGAAGGUCAACGUCCAGGAGAAGGCUGUGGCGGUGUCAGGCGGCCAUCUUGGUAAGGUCACGUCAUCCCGACCUUCCUCCUCGGAGCGAAGACCGAAACGAGCCUCCGCUGGCACGCUGAUGUUGACCCGACAGGCACAGCCCAUACCCCCUAUUGCUAAUACUACUACUACUACUGCUACUGCUACUACACCACCAGCUAAUAACACUACUUCUAAGAAAACUUUCCAGGCCACUUCCAAGAACACUUCCCAGGGAACUUCCAAGGGCACUUCCACCUCCACUUCCUCUACCUCAGCAGCCAAGGUCAAACCAGGCACCAGCAGCCCAGCUAAAGCAGCAGCAGAACCUAAAGCAACAGAGUGGCAGCGGGGACAGCGGGGUAGUGGGGAGAAGAGAGGUGCAGCACCACCCCCGUCCCUGUCCCUAACCGAGGUGCCAGUGUUCAGACCCAGCCUGGAGGAGUUCCAGGACCCCCUGGUGUACGUGGAGGCGGUGCGGGUGCAGGCAGAGAGCUAUGGGCUGUGCAGGGUGGUGCCCCCUCAGGACUGGAGGCCAGAGUGCAAGCUGAAGGAGGACAUGAGGUUUGUGACCCAGGUGCAGCACAUCCAUAAGCUGGGUCGGCGCUGGGGGUCCAACGUACUCAGGCUGGCCUGCAUCAGGAAACACCUCCAGGCCCAGGGUAUCUCCAUGGAAGACCCACCGCUCAUAGGCGGCUGUGAGUUAGACCUGGCCCGGUUCUUUCAGCUCAUCAACGACAUGGGCGGCAUGCAGCAGGUCAGCGACAUGAAGAAAUGGAGUAAGCUAGCCGACCAGCUCCGUAUCCCCAAGACUGCGCAGGAUCGUCUGGCCAAGCUGCAGGAAGCCUACUGCCAGUACCUACUGUCCUACGACUCCCUGGACCCCGCUGAGCGCUCCCGCCUGGAGAGGGAGGUGCUGGAGGAGAAGGGGAGGCUGGAGAAGAGGAGGGGGCCCCUGGAGGGCCACCCAGAUGACUCCCAACAGAGCCUGCUCCAGUUGCCCCGCUGUGAGCCCAAGAAUGGCCUGGUAAACGGGGUGGUGCAGAGGAACGGCCUGCCCAGGAGCCUGGAGGAAGGAGAGAGAGAGGUGAAGAAACAGGAGGAGAUGUGGCUGAGGUCCAGCAGGAGGAGGCUGUUCGCUCAGGAGAAGAAAGGAGGAGCGGAGGAGGAGGAAGGGGUUCUCAGCGACCAGCACAAGUGUAUAUACAGGGGGAAGUCGGUUUCUCUCACUACAUUCUACAGGACUGCCAGGAAUACUAUGAACAUGUGCUUCAACAAGGAGCCUGGGACGGCUGAGGUGGAGCAGGAGUACUGGAACAUCGUGGAGCAGAGGGAAUGUCACGUUGCAGUGCACUGUGGGAAAGUGGACACUAAAACUCAUGGGAGUGGCUUCCCUGUUGGAAAGUCGGAGCCGUUUUCAAAACAUGGAUGGAACCUUACAGUCCUUCCCAAUAAUUCAGGAUCCAUCUUACGCCAUCUUGGUGCUGUGCCAGGAGUGACCAUUCCGUGGCUGAACAUCGGCAUGGUCUUCUCUACCUCAUGCUGGUCGCGAGACCAUCAUCGCCUUCCAUACAUUGAUUACCUACACACUGGCGCUGACUGCAUUUGGUACUGUAUUCCUGCUGAGGAGAAGAUGAAGCUGGACAAGGUGGUUCACACACUGCUGCAGGCUAAUGGAACCCCAGGACUGGAGAUGUUGGAGAAGAACAUCAUGAUCUCUCCGGAGGUGCUGUGUCGAGCGGGGGUCAAAGUGCACCGGACCGUCCAGCAGAGUGGCCAGUUCGUCGUCUGUUUCCCGGGAGCGUUCGUCUCCAAGGUGUGCUGUGGCUACAGCGUCUCCGAGACAGUGCACUUCGCCACCCCCCAGUGGCUGAACACGGGAUACCAGGCUGCCAAGGAGCUGAAAUGUCGACGCAUAGAGAGGUCCUUCUCCAUGGAGAAGUUGCUGUACCAGAUCGCAAUGUCAGAAUCUAAACGGGAGAAUGGUCUCAUUCCGAGAACCGUGACCUCACUUCUCAAAGACCUCCGGGAUACAGAGUUGAGACAGCGCAGGGAUCUGUUUGACGCCGGCCUGCGGUCCGUUGCCCGCUACUGUAGCCAUGACAAUCAGGCCUCGUCAGAGAGCAGGAGGAUACAGCGCCAGUGGCUGAGGCUCGACCCCUCGGACCGACGCUGCCAGGUGUGCCAACAUCUCUGCUACCUCUCCAUGGUGGUCCAGGAGAGUGAGAACGUGGUGUUCUGUCUGGAGUGUGUCCUGCUGUACGUACAGAAACACAAGUCCUGCCGAGGCCUCAAAAUGAUGUACCGUUACGAUGAGGACCAAAUCAACCAUCUGGUGAGCAGGGUGUGUGGGAGAGUGCAGGAGAGGAGAGGGACGAGAGGACUCCAGGGCCCCGGGGAGACGUCGCCCCCGGCCAAACGCAGCCCCCGAAACAGAACCUCCAUCACAGUGUCUCUCACCCGCCUCCCCUCCUCCACCCUGCCCAAGACCGCCCUCGGCUCUAAAUAACUCACAUCGUCGGCCGCGCUCCAAUACUUCACAUCCUUCCUUCCUGGGUUCUUUGAGGUAAAACACAGAUCUACAAUUGGUUAGGUUAGCUUAGUGGUUAAGAGCGUUGUGCCAGUAAUUGAAAGGUCGCUGGUUCUAGUCCCCGAGCCGACUAGGUGAAAAAUCUGUCGAUGUGCCCUUGAGCAAGGCACUUAACCCUAAUUGCUCCUGUAAGUCGCUCUGGAUAAGAGCAUCUGCUAAAUGACAAAAAAUAAAUAAAUAAAAUAAAACAGAACCAGGCUCUGAUUCACUAGAAAUACCACUCUACUUUAUCACAUAUUAAAAACACCACAAUACUUAACAUUAGCAUAGGUAACAUUAUGCAAAUGUUGCUUGACAAAUGGUCAACCAGUUGCAUUUAUUUUACUUGUGCAUGCUUACUUGAGCAAGGCACUUAACCCUAAUUUCUCCUGUAAGUCGCUCUGGAUAAGAGCGUCUGCUAAACGACUAAAAUGUAAUGUAAAAUGUUACUACCACCCAGUUACUGUCACCAAUCCAACUAAUUCAGACCUGUGAUUACUUCAAAGGAAGGAAGGAAGUACUUCUGAAGUAUUCCAACAGGACCAGUGUUUCACUAUGGUACAUUGCUCUCUGCUCAGUGUGGAGAAUGUGCUCCUUAAAUCACAGCUUUUGCACUAGCGUAAAUAUAUGUUGUUUUUAAGAGGCAUUAAUGGCUGGAUUCAAUCCGUGUAGGAGGAUCCGCAUUAUAGGUCGAUUGUAAAUUUGAAGGCAAUGUUCCCGUGUUCGCGGAGACUGCAUUCACGGUAAACGCUGCAUGUCAGCUCAAUCGGAAAUUACCUUUAAAUGUUAGCGCGGAUCUUCCGCGAUACGGAUUGAAUCCAGCCCUUCGUCCAAUACUGUAUAUUGUAUCUAGAAAUCACAAUAUCCCCCCCAGCUACACCUACUGUUAUUACCUACAGACUUCACUUCACUUUACUGGUGCUACAACAUGGUGCUCAAUUUAUACUGUCAUUGGUGUAAUAAUAAUAAUAAUAAUAAUAAUCUCUCUUUUGCUCAAAGCCAUUGGACUGCAUCCUGAACUGUGAAGAAGUUUUUAGGACUUUACCCAUAAAUUGAUUCUACACACAAUUUUCACGUUAGUAUCCAACCAGUAACAAGGCUCUUCAGGGGUUUGUAAUACAUGAAUACGAUACAAAGAUAUUUCCAGCGGAGCGCAAAAAGUGGGUCGUAUUUAUUAGUGCUAAACGUAGCAAAAACAUUUUGCGACGGAAAACAAAAACAAGCGUUCCUGAUUGGACUUGUUCAGGUAGCCCCUCCCCGUAUUGGACCUUUUGCUUCCGUUUGGUUCCUAGUGAAUACGACCCUGGCCUCAGAUCAUUGAUGUUAUACGUGUUUAGAGAAUUGGCCAAGAGUAGAACGGUCAUCCUGGGCUUCACACCGCUCAUCUGACCAUGUUGGUGUGAAACACUGUGCCUACUAAUCAUUUCAAAUCACUUCUGGUGUCCAUCGUUUUGUGACCAAGUUACCCACUCUAGACCCUUAUAGGCUCUUCACCUGCAACUCUUUGGUUUCCAGGUCUGCGUUCCAAACGGCAGCCUGUCCCCCCUAUUUCGAGCACUAGUUUUGACCAGAGCCCCAUGGGUACUUUAUAGAGAAUAGGGUGUCAUUUGGGACGCUCCCCAGGUGUUUUAUCCAAACAACCACAACAGCACUUGUACAUAUAAAAACAUGUCAAUGUCUAAAGCUACAGGUACCUGAGCGUUUUGAGGAAUGGAGUGUUUUGGAGAGGACACGAUGACGGAAAAGCCUUACCUGUUUUCAGUUUCUUCAUCUGUGGCCCCGUUUACACUCAACGGUGGUGAUACAAAACAAAUGACAAUUACACAAGCGUUGUGGAGACAGUGAAACGGUUGUGUAAACAUUUUUUGCGCAGACAAAAAUAUAUAUUGUAUCACAACCACUGUGUGUCAACUGUGUUGGGCUGUAGUUGUAUGGGGCCGGGGUUGCCCCGGUAACAUGUAUGGAUAAGUGCAGCUUAUAUCACAGCGUUGUUUGAAUCCUGUCGUUUUUUUAGCUUGACUUUUUUAAGAAAAGGGAAAA
Messenger RNA from Coregonus clupeaformis (lake whitefish), 6623 nucleotides. Its product is annotated as protein Jumonji-like. Gene Ontology annotation, biological process: chromatin remodeling. NCBI's taxonomy places the organism in Eukaryota, Metazoa, Chordata, Actinopteri, Salmoniformes, Salmonidae. The transcript is spliced from 19 exons. The coding region runs from base 567 to 4523 and encodes 1318 amino acids. Gene Ontology annotation, cellular component: nucleus. Gene Ontology annotation, molecular function: histone demethylase activity; DNA binding. The record is from RefSeq and is a predicted model, not a curated record.